AUGUAGUUCUUACUGUACAUUUAUUAUAUAUGCAUUAUUUACUAUACGUAGUUAUAAAAAUCAUGUGUUAUAAACACAUGACGAUGUUAUUUGUCUUCAAAAACUGAUACGAUGCUAGAAAAUUACUGCCAAUACUUGAAUAGUGAUUUAAUAACAUUAAUUCUCUGUAUAAAGAUCUUGAAUAGGAUAAUGUGAAGAAAUUGAUUUUUUUUUUUUAAGAUAAAUAGGAUAGUUAAAAUUUUUAUUUUGUUAAAUAAAACUUGCAAUAAAAGUAUAUAAAAUCGUAAGAACACAAUCGUAAUCAUAUUUUUUGUAUUUAAAAAACUAUAUGACAUGUGUAUCACAUUGUAAAUGUAAAUAUAAUUAAUUUCUAGUGAGUUUACACAUUCAUACGCUCCAUCCAUACAUAUUUAUUCAUUCUACAAACAUAUGAGAAUUUUUUAAUAUUAUACUUUUAUAUUAUUUUCUUAAAGCCAUAUAAGCUAUAAUAGAACGUACUUUUAAUUAAAAUGUUUGAUUGCAAUCAUAAAAUAGAAAAGCAUUAAAAAUUUUAAAGCAGUAUAAUUGGUAUAUAAUAGAUAAAUUAUUAAAAGUUUCAAGAUAUCAUAUUUAGCUUUUUGUUAUCCUAUUUAAACAAAAAAUCGAAUAAAGUAUCGUGAUUAAAACAUUUUUAUAAAUAAUUAUUAAAAUUGACAAGUUAGCAAAUAUAUGCCUUAAUCACGCAUUUUAAUUCGAUCGUAGAUAAAGGUACGUUAUUCUAGCAACGAAUCUGUUAAAUCAAUAUUUGUUCCCUCUACACUUCGACUACAGAUUUCAAUUAAGUGGACAAUUUGUUGAAGUAUUUUAACAUAAACUACAUGAAGUUAACGUAAUCAGGAAUUUGGAAUACAGAAAAUGUGUCUCUGCCUUGGACCAUUCAAAUCAGGCAAAACUUUCCUAAUGAAAAGUCUGCAAGGAGACGAGAUUGACGACGCAACUCAUACUGUGCCCACCAAUGGAAUAAAUAUAUAUACUGUAAAAAAUGAUACUGGCGAAUUCGAUAUGGUGAUUAAAGAAAUUGGCGGCAAUAUGGCACCGAUAUGGAAACAUUAUUUUGAUAAGAUCCACAAAAUAAUUUACGUAGUGGAUACUAGUAAUCUUUGCCAAAUAAGUGCCGCGGGUGUGCUGCUUUAUUCUUUUCUUGUGGAACCAAGAUUGCGGAAUGUGAAAAUCGCGCUCAUCUUGAACAAGAUGGACGUUUCGUAUCGUCAGAUGAGAAACGAAGCCUUGUUGAUGCUACAAUACGCGCGUUUACAAAAAGAAGUGACCCAGAAAAUUACCGUACUGGAGACCAGCGGUAUGACAGGUCAAGGAAUAGAGAGUUUACGCAGCUGGCUGUUCGAUCCCGAAACGUUGCGGGCCACGCUCAAGGCUAAUAAAUAAACAACUAUUGUCACGCAACAAGAGAGAAUGUUACUUUAAAAGGCAUCAUCCUUUUUAUUUACACUGAACUUACAAAGAUACAAAGAUAUUACUCUACAAAUCCUCGAGCAUCCUUAAAAAUAAUCCGUUAAUAUUAAUUGUAUAUCAUUUCUACGUUCGAGUUUUUAAAAAAUACUGCGAUGGAUGCUAACAUGCGA
Monomorium pharaonis (pharaoh ant) is the source of this 1619-nucleotide messenger RNA. Its product is annotated as ADP-ribosylation factor-like protein 16. Gene Ontology annotation, molecular function: GTPase activity; GTP binding. NCBI's taxonomy places the organism in Eukaryota, Metazoa, Arthropoda, Insecta, Hymenoptera, Formicidae. The record is from RefSeq and is a predicted model, not a curated record. The transcript is spliced from 3 exons. Bases 895 to 1422 code for a protein of 175 amino acids.